GGGAGGGGGAUGGGAACCAGCCACUACCGUUUCCAAACGCCCGGUAUCCGGGUAUGAUGGCGGCUGUAGAACAGUGCUCGCUCUCGGCUCAAUGGCGCCCGGUUUUCCUCACGCACGUGGAGUACCCAGCAGGAGACGUUUACGGGCAGCUGUUGGCCUACCUCAGCCUGGGACCAGUGGUCAUUCUCAUCAGUUUUGUGACUCUUAUCAUAUUCAAGAGAGAACUUCACACGAUUUCCUUUCUGGGGGGCUUGGUAAUGAAUGAAGGUGUAAAUUGGUUAAUAAAGAACAUUGUAAGAGAGCCACGUCCAUGUGAAGGAACGCAUACAACAGUCACCACAGAGUAUGGGUUACCUUCAAGUCAUUCACAGUUCAUGUGGUUCUUCUCGGUGUAUUCAUUCCUCUUCCUAUACUUAAGGAUGCACCAGACAAACAAUGCUCGGUUCCUGGACUUGCUCUGGCGCCAUGUACUGUCACUUUGUCUCCUAACAGCAGCUUGUCUAGUCUCGUAUAGUCGAGUGUAUCUAAUGUAUCACAGCUGGAGUCAGGUCACGUACGGAGCCGUGGCAGGAAGUAUCUUGGCUAUAGCUUGGUUUGCCAUCACACAGGAGAUUCUUACACCGUUGUUCCCUAGAAUUGCUUCCUGGCCAAUUUCAGAAUUUUUUCUUAUCCGUGACACCAGUCUAAUUCCCAAUAUCCUGUGGUUUGAAUACACAGUCACUCGAUCAGAAGCCAGAAGCAGACAACGCAAACUCGGUACAAAGCUGCAGUGAAUCUCAGACCAAGAAACUGACAGGGAUGGGGUGUGAUGGCGGUAAGAUCCAUAACCUUCUGGCAGUCCAAGGGAACUGAUGCCAGGACAGCCCAUGGCGCACAUGGAGAACAUUUAAAACUGACGGACCAAAAAAUAAAAUAAAAAUGGGAGUGAGAGAGAGGCCUUCAACUUGGUUUACAAUGCCUGUCUUGCCAGCGGCCGCCCUCUGCAUGUCAGGACCGGGGCUGACCAAUGCUCUCCAAUGCACGCUGUCCAGCGGUCCCUCUCCGAGAUGGAUUGAUGGAAAUUUAGCAAGAGCUAAGGUGUUUUUUUUUUUUUUAAAUUCAUGAGAUGAUCAAAGGAAAUCCAUUAUUCUAACAAAAAAACAACAACAAACAACCCUUUUUAUUGCAUGAAUAUCCACCUUUUAUUUAUUUAUAUAUAUAUUUUAUAAAAAAAAAAAAAAUUGAAACUAAUAAGUAUAGGGUGGAAUAUGCUGUAAAUGACGGCAACAUUUUUUUUAUUUUUAUUUUUGGGUGGGUGGGAGAAUCACCGGCGAGUGAGACACUUAACCCUUUGUGCUUUAACAGACUAAGCUUGGUUGCCGAUAUAGUAAUACCGCCCCCCCCCCCCCUUUCCUAUGGGUUUCAGCUAUGCUCCCCAAGGUGCCUAUUGAUGAUUGACAGCUGGAGGGCUUAAAGCAAUUCCUGUUGCACUUUUGAACAAGGUUUUCGAUUCGAGGACUACAAAUAACCAUUUUAACACUAGUGAUUUUUUAUUUUUUAUUUUUUAUUGUUUGUGUAAAAAUUGUGAACGCAAGUGGAAAGCGGGUGAUGUCUUUUCCUGGUUUGUUACUUGUCUUACUUCACAGAGAAGAGGAUUCUUGCAGUAACUGAGAGACUGUUUCGCUCUGUAGCCUCCCAUGUGGUUCAAUUGUUUAGUUUUUUUUUUAAAUAGAACAGUGUUCCCAACCAGAGUGCC
Messenger RNA from Hyla sarda, 1735 nucleotides. It is a transcript of the gene DOLPP1, whose product is annotated as dolichyldiphosphatase 1. Gene Ontology annotation, biological process: protein N-linked glycosylation; lipid biosynthetic process. The coding region runs from base 54 to 773 and encodes 239 amino acids. NCBI's taxonomy places the organism in Eukaryota, Metazoa, Chordata, Amphibia, Anura, Hylidae. The transcript is spliced from 8 exons. The record is from RefSeq and is a predicted model, not a curated record. Gene Ontology annotation, cellular component: intracellular membrane-bounded organelle; endoplasmic reticulum membrane. Gene Ontology annotation, molecular function: dolichyldiphosphatase activity.